UUUCACUCCAAUAACACACACACGCUUUCUGUUUCUGCUUCCCCUCUUCUUGAUCUCUAAGAUCAUCAAGAAGAGCUUGGAGGCUUGAUCGUUCCUCUGUUCAUCACGCGGUGUCAUCGUCUUCCUCUGUUAUUGUUCUUGGAAAUGGAAACCCCGUCAUCCGCGAGAAGGAUCACAAGGUCGCAGGCCGCGGCCGCCGCCAAUGCCCAGAAGAGCAAGCAGGAGGAGUCGCAUCCAAGAUCAAGAAACGGCGGGGAUCGCGAGGCCCGCGCGGCGCUGCUCGACAUCACCAACGACUCGCCCGUCGUGGGGCUCGCGACCGGGUGCCUCCCGGUCGAGAAGACACCCUCGUCCUCGGCGGCCAAGAACCCGGGCCGGGCCGGGCGGACCACCGCGUCGGGCGAGGAGGUGCUGCGAGGUCAGGUGCGGACGCUGCUGCAGAAGGUCGAGGAAGAAGCGGAGUUCGUCGGCCGACCCACCUCCGGCCAGCGUCUGUUCCCUGCACUCUUGGGCGUUUCAAUAUAUCCGGCGCAGAUCCUCGCCCCGACCCCAGCCAACACGCCGCAGAUCCCCAGUCUGAGUUGUUCGGCAGGAGGAGGAGAAGGCUACGACUCGAUGGAGGUCGCAACACCCUUCGUUCUUUCCGAAGAAGAUCAUCGGAAGGUCGUGGUGGCUUCCAAUCCGCAGGAUCCCCUCGGUCCUCAAGAAUGCGUGAUCAACCGGGCAUUGACGUUCGACUCGCCCGAGAAAUCAGAAAUGUCGGGCAUCUCCACCGUCACUUCGUCGCCAGCGUACCAAUCCGGCAGCGUAAGCAGCUUCCAGGAGAAGUCCCCUGAGGACGACAACUCCUCCAUCUGGUCCAUCCAGGCCAAUGCGAGUGCCCACUCGGAUGGUGACGACGACGAACUGUUUGAAGACGUCGACGAAGACGAAGAAGAAUACGAGGAGGAGGACGACGAAGAAUUGUUGGGCGACUUGUGCGAGGGUAUGAAGAAGAUGUCAAUGCUGGGUGACGAAUUCGCAGGAAAGCACACAAGAUUCGUUUACAACAGUGACGACGAGAUCCAAGGAGAAGAGGAAGUGGCGAGAAGAAGCGCUGUCUCGCCGAGCGCGUUGGUGCUGAAGGGCCUGCCUGCGCCUGAGGGGAAGCACCUCCGCUUCCAGGAGGAAGACGACUAAGGUAAUUCGACUGGUUGUCAUACUGUGACACCAUUUUCCUUUGCUGGAAUGUCUCACGAUCAUCAAAAACUGGAUGGAAAUCGAUGCAAUAUCGCUAUUGAAUAAAGAGAAUUGGAAUCAACAAGCAAAGAAAUCCACAGCAUUUUGCAGUAACAAUCAUAAUUAGUUCAUUAGUUUGGGACUUUUACAUCACUGCUUGCAUGUAAGUCCAGUUCAAGACAAUGCGAUAAGACACUCUCUCUCAAAGUCUUGAGACAGUGUAUGAAGGCAUUCUCUAGUCAACCGGAUCCCAAUGUGGAAAUGCAUUGAGACGCUUUCUGUCUCUCUCAUA
Molecule: messenger RNA, 1510 nt
Organism: Musa acuminata subsp. malaccensis (wild Malaysian banana)
Lineage: Eukaryota; Viridiplantae; Streptophyta; Magnoliopsida; Zingiberales; Musaceae
Source: RefSeq, a predicted model, not a curated record